Molecule: messenger RNA, 3934 nt
Organism: Octodon degus (degu)
Lineage: Eukaryota; Metazoa; Chordata; Mammalia; Rodentia; Octodontidae
Gene: Ric3
Product: RIC3 acetylcholine receptor chaperone
Exons: 6
Coding region: 53-1153 (366 amino acids)
Biological process (GO): synaptic transmission, cholinergic; protein localization to cell surface
Cellular component (GO): neuron projection; neuronal cell body; intracellular membrane-bounded organelle
Source: RefSeq, a predicted model, not a curated record
GGUUGGGCUCGGCGCCUGGGGCGGCGCCGGCGAGGUGCAGCGCUGAGCAGCUAUGGCGUACUCCACGGUGCAGAGGGUGGCCCUGGCCUCGGGGCUCGUCCUGGCCGCGUCGCUGCUGCUGCCCAAAGCCUUCCUGUCCCGCGGGAAGCAGCCGCCGCCGCCCCCGGCGCCCGGAGGAAAAUUGGGGCGUUUACCCCCCAUAAUGCAUCGUCAGCCAGCACCCUCAGAUGGCCCAUCUCCUGGAGGUCGUUUCCAGAGGUCUCACCUUGCAGAGGCAUUUGCAAAAGCCAAAGGAUCAGGUGGAGGCGCUGGAGGAGGCAGUGGAAGAGGCCUGAUGGGGCAAAUUAUCCCAAUCUAUGGCUUUGGGAUUUUUUUAUAUAUAUUGUACAUUCUAUUUAAGCUUUCAAAGGGGAAAACUGCGGAGGAUCGGAAAUGUUCUACCACCACACCUGGAAACACCCACAGGAAAAUUACCAAUUUUGAGCUUGCUCAACUGCAAGAAAAACUGAGAGAGACAGAAGAAGCCAUGGAAAAAUUAAUCAACAGAGUGGGACCUAAUGGUGAGAGCAGAGCACAGACUGUGACUUCUGACCAAGAAAAACAAUUGCUGCAUCAGCUGCGGGAAAUCACCAGGGUCAUGAAAGAAGGAAAAUUCAUUGACAGAUCCACUCCUGAGAAAGAAGCUGAGGAAGCGCCUUACAUGGAAGACUGGGAAGGUUACCCUGAGGAGACUUAUCCAGUUUAUGACCUUUCAGACUGUAUCAAGCAUCAGCAAGAAACAAUCCUGGUGGAUUACCCUGAUCCUAAAGAGCCCUCUGCUGAGGAAAUAGCUGAAAGAAUGGGAGUGCUGGAAGAAGAAUCAGACCAUUUGGGCUGGGAACGUCUGCCCACUGACACUAGGCCGCAAGAAGAUAAUCCUGUUACCUUGUGUGACCCAAAGCCAGAAACAUGUUCCUGCUGUUUUCAUGAAGAUGAUCCUGUUAUCUUGGCAGAGAAUGCUGGAUUCAGUGCAGAUAGCUACAGUGACGAACAAGAGGAAACCACCAAAGAAGACCAGACCCAAGAUUUUAGAGAUGAAGAGUUGGACAUCAGCUCUGACAGAACAUGGUUAAAUGGCAUGCUGAGGAAGCGUAACCUCCAGGGUUUAGAGUGAAAUCAGCCAGUUUGGUGAAGUAUCUGUUACUCUAGUCCCAAGGUGACCUUUCUCUCCUUUCUGAUUUCAUCCUUGGCCCUGUGCCCUGUACUUCAUUCUCUGUGUUCAAAUAUCAUAGCUCUUGGGCCUCGACCAGAGAUAUCAUGUAUCCUUCCUGGUGCUUAUACAUCUGUCACCUUGUAAAACAUAGACAUUAGUGUGAACGCAAGAUAGCGUCACUCUCUCUUCUGUCUUUUCCCCACCAAGAGUUUGAUACAUUGAGUAAUUCUGUUUGGUCUGUCAUAAUCACAGAUGGGACCACUCAGGCAAAGGUCUGACUCUUCCUCCUAGGAGUACCAGGUGGUUUACCUGUGGACUAACUUCUAUCUACAGAUGAUGAAGAUUUAAGGCUGCAAGACUGAAGAUUUCAGACUCUAAAAUAUUUCACUCUUUGAGGCUUGAACAGGUUAGUGGCUUUCCGGGGGAAAUAUUGUUUGUGGGCAUGAUGGGUGCAGAGCACACUGAACUGAAGCCUCUUUCUCUUGGUGAAAGUCUUUCUGAAACCACUUGAGGUUUCAGAUAUCUUUUCUCCAGUGUGGAAGACGCCCGCUCACCUGAGGAUGAGUCCAUGGGGCCAUUAUGAGAUUGUUUUGCUCUGAUAGUACCUGGAUCUGUAGCUUCCUUUAUCCUUGUGUUGCUUAACAGAACUGCCAAACCUAGAAGCACCUUUGGUCUUCAGUAGCGAGAGGAAGCUUGAAGUAGACACUUUGUCCUUGCUGUGGAGGGCCAUGGUUUGAAGCUGCUGAAGACCACCGUGGUGUUUUGUGGUCCUGCAAUAAGGAGCUCAGGCCAAGGACCCUGCAGUAGGGGCGAGAGACUGUGCAUGUAACAACUUAGCCUAGAAGCUGCUUGGAAGUGUUGUGGCACUUGAAUUGAAAUAGAAAUAAGGGCUGAGUUUAGGUAAGGAAGUGGCACCGCAACAGUGUAGUUGUUUGUUGUGGAGACAAACAUAUUGGUGCCUGGGGAAAAGGGACCACAUGUUCUGUUUGAAUAUUUGGACCUUUUGAGAAAGGAAGAAAAUUGGGACUAGGAGGAUUUUGACCAAGCCAUUUUGUCAUUUUUCAUGUAUUUUUAUGAGACAAGGUAGCAACUAUGAAAUCUGUCUAAUAUGAAAGUGAGCAAAUUCACGGUUUACUUGUGUAAAACCUGAGUUUAAAGUGGGCAUGUUUCUAAGGACUUUUCCAGCCAUGAAAUGGGGAAGACUCAAACAUUCAGAAAUUAUGUAAAGGCAAAUGUAGCAUUUAGAGUUCCACUGUGCUUGGUAUGUGAUGCCGGGAACACAGCAAAACCCACACAUAUAAUAAGCAUAUAAACUGUUACCAGAGAUAAUAGAGUAAUACUAAGAUAAUCUAUCAGCUACUAAGAGGUGUUGUUAAUUGAACUAAAGAGAAAAGUCACUUGAGGCUACAGAAAAUAUACUGCAUUGCAUCUGUCCCUGGGGAAUGUUUGACUCCUGUUGUAAAGACUGCAGCUUAAAAUGUACUGAAUACAAUGCAGAUGUGAUGUUAACACUAAAGGUGAAACAUGAUAUAAAUAAUCUUCAGUUUUGGUACUUUUUUUACAUUUGGUCUGCCUUUCAUUCACCAUGAAGGGUUGAAUAUGAAGAGAUCCCUGGGUCUCUGGUUCAGAUUUCCUUUUUUUUGCCCUAGAUAUGAUUCUCUUAUCCUUUCCUUCCCAUUCAUUCAUUCAGCAGACAACAGCUCAGUGCUGGGCACUGGCAAUAGGCUCAAUUCCUACCUUUCAAAAACUCAAUUUAAUCGGGGAGCCUAACAGAUAAAAUGAACUACAGACUAUACCAAAGCUCAAGAUUAUGAGGUCUCUAGGCAUAGAAAAACAGUCAUGUUGCUUCAGCAUACUCUAGCUGAUGCCUCAACUCUUUAAGAAGUCUGAAGAGUUGGUUUCCUCCUGUACAAAGUAAGGAUAGUAAAGUCCAGGCCGCAGGGUCAUCAGCAGUCAAUGAAAUAAUCAGCGUACCUUAAUACCAUUGCUUCUAACUCAUGUAAUUAAGGGCACCUCUUAUUAUAUAAAAGGUGGCACCUAUGAAGUACAUAGCCAGGGUAUCCAUACAUGCAUAGCCAUAUCAUAGGUGUCAUCCAAGCUUAUCAGAAUCAUACAACUGUUUUGUUACUCUGAUCUUCAUUUCUCAGAACUCAGAGGCUAACAGCCUGAUCAGUCCUCUAGCACCAGUGACCUCUGGGCACUGUGCCAGGGCACACAGCUUACACCGCUGGGGCAGAUGGCUGGUCUGAGGAGUGGCUGCAUCAUCUGGGUCCAUGCUUGGUAGAGCAGGUGGUGACCAGCCAGGUCACAACAGGAGUACAAAGCAUCUUACAUGCCCUAGAAACUGGGUCAGGGGAGGUAGACUGAGGGGGAAGAGGUGGUUAACCUCUAGAAAUAAUGGCCUGAGAGAGCCACAUUCCUUGCACCUCCUGUGGCUUGGGUAAUCACCUAACUUAUGGUCCAAACUAGAACACUUUGGAAAAAGAAUCUUAAUAAUAAUGCCAAGAUAGUGGAUAUUAAAAUAGGACUAAUCUAGACAUAUAGUCUGUGGUCAUUUAAGAUUUUUCUUCAGUCUAAUGACUAAAAGACAAAAAAACUCUUUUUUAGAAUAUCCUGCAUAUAUUCUUUCCCACUAGGGCCACAGAUGACAUAGGUAGGAAAUACUCUGGGUUAUACCAAAUUCUCAAAUCUGACCAGGUGUGGUGGUACAUACCCGUAAUCCUAGCAACUAGGAAGACUGAG